AUGGACAGUGACAGCUCCAGCUCAGGCGUUGAAGAAGUGGUGCUAGCUGUGCUGCUAACACCGUCCAGCAACGCUCAACAGCUAAGUCGCUUUAACGUCGGCCUGCCCUCGACAGACCCAGCUUGGAAAGCGAAAUUCCGCUUCGAGAAAGAGGAGCUCCUAGUCCUCGUUGACCUAUUGAAGCUACCAAACCCAUUUCCAACUCGCCAGCGCUACCUCGUGUCAGCUUUCGAGGCUCUCUGUAUAUUUCUGUGGCGGAUGGCGUAUCCAGCACGCUUGAGCGAUCUACAGGACCUGUUCGGCCGUAAUGAAACCGCAAUUUCGUGA
Phytophthora nicotianae INRA-310 is the source of this 327-nucleotide messenger RNA. RefSeq lists its product as hypothetical. Lineage: Eukaryota; Oomycota; Peronosporomycetes; Peronosporales; Peronosporaceae. The coding region runs from base 1 to 327 and encodes 108 amino acids. The record is from RefSeq and is a predicted model, not a curated record. The transcript has a single exon.